Ostertagia ostertagi is the source of this 351-nucleotide messenger RNA. Lineage: Eukaryota; Metazoa; Nematoda; Chromadorea; Rhabditida; Trichostrongylidae. The record is from the annotation of a GenBank genome assembly.
AUGUUGUACCAGAGAAAAAAGGGCAGGUUUGACGCAUCUUAUCCUCCUGCUAAGUUUGCUGUAAACGCCAGUAGCCCUUAUUUUAUUGGAAAACACAAAAUGUCUCGUAAGCGCAUUGAAAAGCGCGAGAAUCUCUUGUCGUCCUACGGUUUUGGCGGUGAUGGGUUCAAGGCAGGAACACAGGCGGAGACAAGCAGUCGUGAUGAAGGUGCUCCCAAAUUCCCAUUGGUAACCCGUUCUUCGUCUGUUGCUGCAGGAUCAUUAAACGCUAGUAAUGGCCUAGCUUUCGACUUUAGCAAUGAUCCAAAGCUUCGGCGAGUCCGUGAAGUCAUAGUAUCUAUUGUCGAUUCC